Molecule: messenger RNA, 963 nt
Organism: Procambarus clarkii (red swamp crayfish)
Lineage: Eukaryota; Metazoa; Arthropoda; Malacostraca; Decapoda; Cambaridae
Source: RefSeq, a predicted model, not a curated record
AUGGGAGAACACAUUAACUUUCCCUGGCCUACACGGCGCCACACUACCAACGGACACCAUAGGCCUACACGGCGCCACACUACCAACGGACACCAUAGGCCUACACGGCGCCACACUACCAACGGACAUCAUAGGCCUACACGGCGCCACACUACCAACGGACACCAUAGGCCUACACGGCGCCACACUACCAACGGACACCAUAGGCCUACACGGCGCCACACUACCAACGGACACCAUAGGCCUACACGGCGCCACACUACCAACGGACAUCAUAGGCCUACACGGCGCCACACUACCAACGGACAUCAUAGGCCUACACGGCGCCACACUACCAACGGACAUCAUAGGCCUACACGGCGCCACACUACCAACGGACACCAUAGGCCUACACGGCGCCACACUACCAACGGACAUCAUAGGCCUACACGGCGCCACACUACCAACGGACACCAUAGGCCUACACGGCGCCACACUACCAACGGACACCAUAGGCCUACACGGCGCCACACUACCAACGGACAUCAUAGGCCUACACGGCGCCGCACUACCAACGGACACCAUAGGCCUACACGGCGCCACACUACCAACGGACAUCAUAGGCCUACACGGCGCCACACUACCAACGGACAUCAUAGGCCUACACGGCGCCGCACUACCAACGGACAUCAUAGGCCUACACGGCGCCACACUACCAACGGACAUCAUAGGCCUACACGGCGCCGCACUACCAACGGACAUCAUAGGCCUACACGGCGCCACACUACCAACGGACAUCAUAGGCCUACACGGCGCCACACUACCAACGGACAUCAUAGGCCUACACGGCGCCGCACUACCAACGGACAUCAUAGGCCUACACGGCGCCACACUACCAACGGACACCAUAGGCCUACACGGCGCCACACUACCAACGGACAUCAUAAAGCUCUGACACGUAAUAAGCACAAUAUUGAUGGCUAA